Molecule: messenger RNA, 1832 nt
Organism: Dreissena polymorpha
Lineage: Eukaryota; Metazoa; Mollusca; Bivalvia; Myida; Dreissenidae
Product: zinc finger protein 724-like
Exons: 1
Coding region: 489-1811 (440 amino acids)
Biological process (GO): regulation of transcription by RNA polymerase II
Molecular function (GO): DNA-binding transcription factor activity; RNA polymerase II cis-regulatory region sequence-specific DNA binding
Source: RefSeq, a predicted model, not a curated record
UCUGUUGUCUCCCCUACAUGUCCUUUAGUUGACAGGCCGACUUCCAGUUGUGGUCAGGAUGCAACACAUUCCUCUGCCAAGCCUUUCACCUCAAAAUUCACAGCCCUAAUUCUACCAGCAACAACAGCCACAACUGAUAACCACAACAAAGAGCCUGCAAGGUGUGUUUGAUAAAAUACAAGAUGUUGGUGAUCAAAUCCUGGAGGAACACAGGUUGAGGGCUGUAAACAAGUUGCAACUUAGCAAAAUAGGUUCUCAAGAAGUUUUGUUAGAUUUUGAAAACAAGCAGAUUAUGUUAAGUUUACCACAUUCUGCAACUUGUCCCUUAUUCUGCAUUCGAAAAUGAGGCAAAAGCUGUGAGCACUUCACUUGUUCAGGUUUUACCUACUUACGUAAAUCUUUCAAUUACAGGCAGUUUAGUGACAGCUACCAGUUCUGAAUCUGCUGAUGAUAUAGAUGAAAGGGAUUGUGGUGAUAAAUCCAUUAUAAUGGACUUUCCUACAAAUCAGUCCAGUGGUUUGUUUAGUGAUGUCGCAUACAGUAUGGACAAAGAAACACAUUUAAAUCUCAUAUCCAUUAACACAAAGCUCAACAGUAUUUCAAAUGUUGAACAUAAUAAAAGUGACAUUUUACAAACUGUUACAGAGAAGCAAUUAACAAAUGCAAUAUUACAGAAGAAGAACAUAGAAAACACAAAUGAAAAGGAGUACAAUGGUGAGGUGUUGAAUUAUACUAGUAAUAGCAGUAAUAGCAGUAAUCACAUGAAGAAACACAUGAGGAAACAUGCAGGAAAGUGUUGGGUGUGUGGUUAUGAAUGUAACCAGAGUUGUAACUUAAAGAAACACAUGAGGAUACAUACAGGAGAGAAACCAUACAAGUGUGAGGUGUGUGGUUUUGAAUGUAACCAGGGUGGUUCCUUGAAGUCACACAUGAGGAUACAUACAGGAGAGAAACCGUACAAGUGUGAGGUGUGUGGUUAUGCAUUUAAGGGGAGUAAUGCCUUGAAGAGUCACUUGGAGAGACACAUCAGGAUACAUACUGGAGAGAGAGAAUACAAGUGUGGGGUAUGUGGUUAUGUGUAUAACCAUAGCAGUGCCUUGAAGAGACACAUGAGGAUUCAUACAGGAGAGACAGAGUACAAGUGUGAGUUGUGUGGUUAUGCAUGUAACCGGAGUUAUACCUUGAAGACGCACAUGAGGACACAUACAGGAGAGAAACCGUACAAGUGUGAGGUGUGUGGUUUUACAUUUAAACAGAGUUGUCACAUGAAGACACACAUGAAGACACAUGCAGAAGAAAGACUGUAUAAGUGUGAGGUGUGUGGUUAUACAUGUAAACUGAGUGGUAACUUAAAGACUCACAUGAUGAUACAUGCAGAAGAGAGACUGUACAAGUGUGGGGUGUGUGGUUAUGAAUGUAACCUGAGUAGUCACAUGAAGACACACAUGAGGAUACAUACAGGAGAGAAACCAUACAAAUGUGAGGUGUGUGGAAAUACAUUCAACCAGAGUGGUCACUUGAAGGGACAUAUGAGGAUACAUACAGGAGAGGGACUGUCCAAUUGUGUGGUGUGUGGUAAGGCAUUUACCCACAGUAGUCAUUUGAAGAGACACAUGAGGAUACAUACAGAAGAGAGAAAGUUUAAGUGUGAUGUUUGUGGUUUUGCAUGUAAUGGGAGCAAUAACUUGAAGACACACAUGAGGAUACAUACAGGAGAGAGACUGUACAAGUGUGAGGUGUGUGGUUAUGCAUUUAAUCAUAAGAGAUCCUUGAAGAGACAUAUGAGAAUUCAUGCAGACAAUAGACAAUAAAUAUGUUAGGUACAUUCUUAU